Molecule: messenger RNA, 3451 nt
Organism: Trichoplusia ni (cabbage looper)
Lineage: Eukaryota; Metazoa; Arthropoda; Insecta; Lepidoptera; Noctuidae
Product: organic cation transporter 1-like
Exons: 12
Coding region: 539-2737 (732 amino acids)
Biological process (GO): transmembrane transport
Cellular component (GO): membrane
Molecular function (GO): transmembrane transporter activity
Source: RefSeq, a predicted model, not a curated record
CGUGAAUAUUCAGUGAGAAAACACAUAGUAAUUCAGCUGUCUACCUUAUCGAUAUAACACGGCUAAAUGAAAAUAUCAUUCAAUUCAUAAUGUCAUUUCAAUAGUAGGGGAUUUUAAAUUCAGUCGUUUUAUACUCCUUCGUCAAUGUGUUUGGAGAGCUUACAUUUAGUGCGAUGUCAAGUAGUUGAUAGACAGACGUAUGUUCGACUCAAAACAAAUAUUAUUACAAUCGUAAAAAGGUUUUCAGAAAAAAACAUUGGCUUUUGUUUAACGAGACGUAUUCGCGAAUGUUUAUUCAUUUGUUUCGAGGACUGGUGUUAAGACGUGUUUGAGAUAUUAAUUUAAAAGCAAAUAUUAAAAUUUCAUUUAAUAUAUUAUCUCAAAAAUUUUCAUAUUUUUUUUUGUAAGAUUUAAUAGUGUUUGUGAAACUCAACCCAAAAGGACCAAGUAAAAAGGACAACGUACCAAAAAUGACGACUUUGAAUCCAGGGCUGAUUGUAAUAAGGUUUCAACUUGUGAAAGUGAUAGUGAGGUGAUAAUGACGUGGACUAAAGAGUUGGAUGAGGCCGCGGUCCUGGCCACCAAGACUGGGCACUGGCACGUAGUGUUGUUCUACUUACUAUGUGGACUAGCAGCGAUACCUACCUCGUUUCUGGUGUUUUCACAGGUGUUUACAAACGCAACUCCAGAACAUUGGUGUGCCCCGCCACCGGAGUUAGACAACCUUGGACUUCCAGACAGCCUGCUGCGUUUCUUGACAGUACCAGGGCAGCAGGGAACGUACGAGUCGUGUCAGGCCUAUGACAUAGAUCCGAAGGAACUCCGUGAAGCAAUCGCCAACUAUGUCGAACAAAGAACAGUUACAAUAAAAGAAGGGAAUGUUUUUCAUUCAAUAAAGAUUUACGAGUUACUCUCAGUCAGUGAUGAUAACCAAAAGGACUUGAUAGCCAACAUAUCAGCCGCAGUGCUGUCAGUCAGAAGGAACACAACGUCACAAUGUACGAACGGUUGGAGGUUCAGUACAGAACAAUACCAGAACACGCUGGUUACAGAUUUCUCCUUGGUCUGUGACAAGGACUGGUUGUCUCGCAUGAGCAACACGCUCUUCUGGGUCGGCUCCAUCUUCGGGAACCUGUUCUUCGGCUGGAUGUCUGACAGAUACGGCCGUCGCCCAACGAUCCUCCUGAUGGUAUUCCUGGAAGUACCGCUAGCUAUAGCGUCAUCAUUCGCCAAGUCCUACUGGACGUACAUCGCGCUGAGGGUUGCAGGAGGCCUGUUCUUCCCAGCAUUGUACCAACUGCCUUUCAUAUUAGCGUUGGAGUUAAUGCCGCCAGGACAGAGGAACCAAACUGGUAUUGUAGUUGGCAUGUUGUUCGCCAGUGGGAUGUGCCUGCUCUCGCUAGUGGCGUACGCGGUCCAAGACUGGUACAAUCUGUCUCUGGCUUCCACAUUACCUUUUAUACUGUUGUAUGGUUAUUACUGGCUGAUACCUGAAUCUCCGAGAUGGUUGGUUGGCAGAGGAAGAAUAGCUGAAGCUGAAAAGGUGCUCAGAAAUAUUGCAAGGAAAAACGAUAUUCACCUACCUCGAGGAUUUUUAUUAGAGUUACAUAAAAAAAUAAAAGAGGAGGAAGAGAUGACGCAAGAAGAACUAGCAACAAUAUCAAACAUGAAUGGUCAUGUAACAGGAUAUACUGAAAUACCUGACAAAGAUCAACAUCUGGACAGAAGAAUAAGCAACAUGCUGACAUUCAAACCAGACCUCUCAAAAAUAUCAGAAACAGAAGAAUCUAAUAAAGAUAGUUUAGAAAAAAUCAUAGCACUAGAAGUAGCAGAUAUCGUUAAUAAGAAAUCUAGGCAAAGGAAAGAAGAAAGAGACGAAGAAAAAGAGCAGAAUGUUACAGAAGUAACAAAUCUGAAUGCAGAUCAUCAGCAGAAAGCGACACAAACUGAAUAUUCUAAAUCCCCAGCGAAUACGCUUAGAAGAAAGUCCUUACAGUUAGUCAGUAAGAUAUUCAUACAGGAUGACGGCGAAGAAGACAUUAUGGAGAAUAAAAGAAUGGAUGAUCAGAAUUCAGAAGGAGACUGCAAAGCUUCCCCUUUAGAUGUAUUCAGAUAUCCAAAUAUUAGAAAGAAGUUUUUCAUUUUAACUUUCGAUUGGGUCGCUCUUGGAGUCGUUUAUAAUAGCUUAAGUUAUAAUACGCCUAACUUGGGUGUCAAUGAUUAUUUGGCGUUUUUUAUUGGUGGCGCCGUAGAGAUACCAUCGUACUUCAUAGCGUGGCGUUGUAUGGAGCGGUUUGGGCGGCGCUGGGUGCUCUGCAGCUUCAUGUGUGUCGGCGGAGUCGCCUGCAUCAGCUGCAUCCUUGUACCGGAAUCUUGGCCCUGGAUAACCGUCGGUCUCUCGAUGUUGGGACGGUUAUUCGCUGCGUCAUCAUUUGCAGUGUUCUACGUUUUGAUUGGAGAAUUACUGCCAACGGUGCUGAGAGCUCAAGCUAUGGGUGCAGCUUCAUUCAUAUCUGGCUUAGGGUUGUUAGCCUGUCCAUAUAUUGUUCAUUUGGCGGUGUACUCCAGAGCUCUACCGCUGACCAUCAUGGGAGUGCUCAGCGUGAUGGGCGGUAUCACUUCCCUCUUCUUACCAGAAACCCUGAACCAGCCACUACCACAGACCCUCGGCGACGGGGAGACCUUUGGCAGAGACUUCAAGAUAUUGAGUUGUGUUGAGCGACAAAGUGAUCAGUGAAUUUGGAUAUUGAUGACACUUCCUUUGAGUUCUGGUCGCCUGGUAGCUCGAAUUCUAUGGACAUAUGUUUAUUGGAAUAGUUCCCAGUAGGAGGGGGAGGGGUAUUUUUUGUGAAAUGACGUAUAUUUCAAUUCUGGGUGACCUGGCUUGAUAGAUAUUAUUUGAAAGUACGAAACAGAUAUUAUAAUCAACAAAAAUGUAUACCGUCUGAUUACAAAACAUAGACUAAAAAUGGUGUUACGUUCGGCUUAACAGCAACUUUUAAAAACUUAUUUAUGAUAAGAAAUUUACCAUACAAAAGUACCUCCUACCUUUGUCCUACAUUUGGUAAUAAGGAUAACUUUGCUUUCUUCACUCCGUUGAUUAUAUCAUAAAUGUUACGGGUAUAAGAUGAAUUAUGAUACUAACAAAAGAAGUUUCUAUGUACGACUGUCAAAAGUAUCAAAAGCAAUGUGCAUGGGUCUCACUGGCGUUCCAAACUAUUUUUGUUCAGACGACUUUGCUUAACAUGGAUAUAGAGACGAUAAUUAUGAUAAAAGGCACACAGUUUCUCAUAAUAAGUAUAAGUUGCUACGUCACAAAUAAAAAUCUAGAACCAGUAGAUCACACCUAGUUGUAACUAAAAUAAUAUUUGAGAGGUUUUGCAUUUUAGAUGUCAAAACUGAAUGUAAAUAACACAAAAAUGCUGUAAAUAUUAAAUAAUGAUUUAAAACA